Messenger RNA from Morchella importuna, 1077 nucleotides. RefSeq lists its product as uncharacterized. The coding region runs from base 1 to 1077 and encodes 358 amino acids. The record is from RefSeq and is a predicted model, not a curated record. The transcript is spliced from 3 exons. Gene Ontology annotation, biological process: transmembrane transport. Lineage: Eukaryota; Fungi; Ascomycota; Pezizomycetes; Pezizales; Morchellaceae. Gene Ontology annotation, cellular component: mitochondrial inner membrane.
AUGCCCGAGGCCGUCUCCUUCCGCAACAGCCAUGGCGAGGCCACAGCAGCAGUCCACCACGACCCCAUAACCCCCAUACCAAAGCCCACACCAACGCUCCUCCCUCGCACACAUGACAAGCGCAGUCUCGACUACAUCCUGCGGUCCGGGCUCGCCGGGGGCGUCGCCGGCUGUGCAGCCAAAACCCUAAUCGCACCCCUCGACCGCGUCAAAAUCCUCUUCCAAGCCUCGUCCCCCGCCUACGCCAAAUACAGCACCUCCUGGCUCGGCGCCAUCUCCGCCAUGCAGGACAUCACCCACCGCGAAGGCGCGCUCGGCCUCUUCCGCGGCCACUCCGCCACCCUCCUCCGCAUCUUCCCCUACGCCGCCAUCAAGUUCGUCGCCUACGAGCAGAUCCGCUCCGUCCUCAUCCCCACCAAGGAGCAAGAAACCGCGCUGCGCCGCCUCCUCUCCGGUAGCGCCGCCGGCGUCACAAGCGUCUUCUUCACCUACCCGCUCGAGGUCAUCCGCGUGCGGCUCGCAUUCGAGACGCGCACCACGGCGCGCACAGGGCUGUGGGGCAUCUGUCGCAGGCUGUAUCGCGAGCCGACGGCGGCGCCGUCGGUGUUUGGCGGGGGGCUGACGAACUUUUAUCGUGGCUUCUCGCCGACGCUGUUGGGGAUGCUGCCGUAUGCGGGGAUAUCUUUCCUGACGCAUGAUGUUGCGGGAGACUGGCUGCGGCGGGGGCCGGCAGCGAGGUGGGCGACGGUGGCGGAGAUGGAUGAGGAUGCGAGGCAUGGGGGUAGGCGGCCGACGCUGAAGGCGUGGGCGGAGCUGGUGAGUGGUGGGGCUGCGGGGCUGGUGGCGCAGACGGCGAGUUAUCCGUUGGAGGUUAUAAGGAGGCGGAUGCAGGUUAGUGGGGCGGUGGGAGAGGGGAUUGGCGUGGGGAUUGGGGAGACGGCGAGGAGGAUUUGGAGCGUGGGUGGGUUUAGAGGCUUUUUUGUGGGGUUGGGGAUUGGGUAUGUGAAGGUUAUACCGAUGGUUGCAACGUCGUUCUAUGUCUAUGAGCGCUGCAAACUAUACCUCGGGAUCAACUAG